Messenger RNA from Caenorhabditis briggsae, 138 nucleotides. The record is from RefSeq and is a predicted model, not a curated record. The coding region runs from base 1 to 138 and encodes 45 amino acids. The transcript has 2 exons. NCBI's taxonomy places the organism in Eukaryota, Metazoa, Nematoda, Chromadorea, Rhabditida, Rhabditidae.
AUGGUUGGAGGCAGUGAGGAGAUCGUAAAACUAGAAUAUACCACAUCCAGGCAACGAUCAAUUCGACCUUCGAAUUCUCCAAACACAUUUUCUCUUCCUUCAUUUUUCUAUUCCAUCGUUUUUUUCCUACAUUUUUAA